AUGGGUUUUAUAGAGCCUGGAAAGCCUUUAAAAAGGCGAAGGACUCUCAAAGGAAAUCAUAAUUCUUCAAGCUUAAAGCCUCCAGGUAAGAAGAAGAUUACUAAUAGAAAAUACGAAGAGAAGAGAUCAAUAUUAGAAAGAAUGCCAGAAGAAUUAAGUUUGAGAAUCUUCGUUUCUACAGGACUAGAAGGAAACAACUUGCCACUUGCUAAUAAGUACUUAAACAACCUUCUUAGGUUUAGGCACGAAUCUGAGUCAAAACAAAGCUGGCGAAAUCUCUCUUUAGUUGAUGGAUUUUCUAGGUCGUAUUUUGAGUUUAAUUUGAAUGAAAAGGUUGACUUUAAAGACUACGAGGAAAGUUUAGACAUGUAUAUUAAAAGAUUCCCGGCCAGCAAUGAGAACGUGAAUGUAAUAAAGCUCAUUAGCUGUUUAGAGAUAUUCAAGAAGUUCUCUAAGGGGCUACUUAGCAGUUUCUUCAAGUAUAAGUUCAUUUCUCUCGAUUUGAUAGGCCAUUUAAAGACCAAGGAAUUCAAAGUGUUAGAUCAGAAACAAAUUUUAGAAGAAAUAAGCGAACGGCCAAGAUUAAUCGAAUCUUUAUUGGCGGCGAUUUCGAAUGACCUAAAUAACUUGACCCAUAAUGCAGAGCUGAUUAGCAAUAACAGUGAGAAUAGAAGUGAAAGCAACAAUCUAUUAACAGGGAGAGAUAACUUAAUGGAAAAUUCUGUCACUUUAGAUCGUGACUCCGGCGGUACAGAAACUCCCAACCCUUCACAAGCGGUUUCUUCUACUUUCAAUUACAGAACUUUUGAAAAAGCCUCGAAUUUUCCUGAGUGUUAUUAUAACAAUAUGUUGCAUUCGAGGAAACGUUUUGAAAUUGUGAAGAGCCUAAAUGGAACUUUCAAUUUGAAUUUUCUCAAGCUCAAUGAGGUUCUUGUCAAUGUUGCUAAAUCAUUUGACGAAAACAGAGAAAUACUGCUAUUUGAAGUACUCAGCUUUUUAAUCGAUUGUAAUGUAUCUGACGAAAAUGUCGACACUCAUUCGGUAAUAGAGUACCUUCGAAUCGUACACAAUUAUAAAGAAUCAAAGGACCAAAACUUAAAAGAAGACCUCAACAAAUCUUUACUUCAUUUGUUGUCCAUAUAUUAUAAAGAGAACCACAAGAAACAUGAUAGUGAAUUGUGGCUUUUUGUUAUGGAGAUAAAAAACUACGAUUUGUUUCAAUACUUAAUGAGAUUUAAUGACCACCCAAGUAAUGAUAUUUUACGUUUAAUGAAUUUAUAG
This is a messenger RNA of Priceomyces carsonii, 1281 nucleotides long. RefSeq lists its product as uncharacterized. The transcript has a single exon. Lineage: Eukaryota; Fungi; Ascomycota; Pichiomycetes; Serinales; Debaryomycetaceae. The coding region runs from base 1 to 1281 and encodes 426 amino acids. The record is from RefSeq and is a predicted model, not a curated record.